AUGGCGUACCACCACGCCCACAUCCUCGACGCUGCUAUUCAAGAAUCUCAGCCAGCGAUAUCCAGCGACUUGAUCAAGUGUAUAAAGGCCAAGCUGGACCGCCGCAUCACCAAGCUGGACCCGGCCGAAAAGACAGGCUGGAUCCGUUACGCCAGUGCUGUUGCGUUGGAAGCACAGCUCUCGUUUGACCAGGAUUCGGCGCUGGAUAUCUACCCUCUUCGCAAUCACCUCGGCUGGUUCGAUCAGUGA
Messenger RNA from Lasiosphaeria miniovina, 249 nucleotides. RefSeq lists its product as uncharacterized. The record is from RefSeq and is a predicted model, not a curated record. The transcript has 2 exons. Lineage: Eukaryota; Fungi; Ascomycota; Sordariomycetes; Sordariales; Lasiosphaeriaceae. Bases 1 to 249 code for a protein of 82 amino acids.